Messenger RNA from Saccoglossus kowalevskii, 1002 nucleotides. RefSeq lists its product as uncharacterized. Lineage: Eukaryota; Metazoa; Hemichordata; Enteropneusta; Harrimaniidae. The record is from RefSeq and is a predicted model, not a curated record.
AUGAGGAAAGAGAAGCCAGUUGCAUUCACUUCUCGGACAUUGUCUCCAACCGAGCGUAAAUACUCAACAAGCGAACGUGAAGCUUUAGCGUGUGUGUAUGCCUCAGAACAUUGGCAUAUUGUACUCUACGGUAGGAAAUACACACUACGCACUGACCAUGAAGCGCUCAAAUCAAUUCUGUCAACAGUAGGCUCCGGUCAUAAACCACUACGUAUCUAUAGAUGGACUGAUCGUCUUUUGCAGUACAACUUUGAUGUCGAGCACAUGCAAGGUAGUAAGAACUUUGUCGCAGAUAUGCUAAGUCGUCUUGUACGCACUACGGACAACACAGAAACUGAAAAUGACAUUCUCGAAAUUAACUUAGAUGGGUUAGUCACAGCUAGCGAACUCCAAACACAGUCUCGUGAUGAUCCGCUGCUUCAACGAGUUGCCACAUAUGUUCAAAAUGGUUGGCCAAAAAGUGUGCCACCAAAUCUCAAAGUAUUCGCCAACCUCCGCGAUGAGCUUACAGUAUGGAAUGAAUACUCUAUUGCCCGUAGUUCACGUGCAGUUAUUCCUGAAGCCCUGCAGGAACGAGUCCUACGAAUGGCCCAUGACGGACAUCCAGGUAUAGUUCGUAUGAAACAGCGAUGUCGUGAAACAGUAUGGUGGCCAGGUAUGGACUCUCAGAUCGAAGAUUACGUCCGCAAUUGUGAGCCUUGCGCUAUCAGUGGCAAGUCAGCUAGACCAAAACAACCACCACUUCAACCAACGCCAUGGCCGACAGAACCAUGGAACUCUAUACAAAUGGACAUAUUUGGUGAGAUAGCCAUAGCACCACAUAGUCAACGUUUCUUAGUUGUAGUACACGACCUACAUUCCAAAUGGCCUGAAGUGGCAACAACAGGAACGGUCACAUCUACAGCAGUUAUUAAGAUUCUUAAAGAACUUUUCACUCGAUGGGGAUUUCCAGAAGUCAUCACUACUGACAACGGACCUCAGUUUACCUCAGAGGGAGUUUGA